Messenger RNA from Pneumocystis carinii B80, 837 nucleotides. RefSeq lists its product as hypothetical. The coding region runs from base 47 to 796 and encodes 249 amino acids. Gene Ontology annotation, molecular function: ATP binding; inositol-1,3,4,5,6-pentakisphosphate 2-kinase activity. Gene Ontology annotation, cellular component: nucleus. The transcript has 4 exons. The record is from RefSeq and is a predicted model, not a curated record. Lineage: Eukaryota; Fungi; Ascomycota; Pneumocystomycetes; Pneumocystales; Pneumocystaceae. Gene Ontology annotation, biological process: inositol phosphate biosynthetic process.
UGGAAAUAAUUCUUUUUUCACAAAUAAAGUUUUGAGAAUAAAAAAAAUGCACCAUCCAGUUUCUACAUUAGAAAAUAUCAAUUUCAUACAAAAAGUCGUAACUCCCCUCUUUCAUAAACCUUUCGAUCGUUAUAUAUUAACUAUUAAACCUAUCAUGUUGGAAAACGUUUCAUUAGAAAUUUUUAAUAUUCAUCUUACUCAAAAAAACAGAAGAAAAAAAAAAUACGAAAAUACUUUAUUAGACAUUAACGAAACACAUGCGAUUUUAUUAAGAGAUUUAUCUUCAGAUUUUCCAAAAAGUACAAUAGAAUUUAAACCAAAAUGGUUAAAUCAAUCAAUUUUAGCGCCAAAUGGUUGGAAAUCAUGUAGAACAUGUGCUCUCAGAAGAUUUCGUGGAGAUCUUACGAUAAACGGUAUAAGAUAUUGUCCUUUAGAUUUAGCAUCAGGAAACAAAGCCAGAAUUCAGAAAUCCGUAAGAGCUAUUUUAAUAAAAAAUCAUAUAUAUAAUCAGAAUAUAGAAACAAAUUUAAGCCUUUAUUUUCAACAAUCACAGCUAAUUGAUCAUUUAAAAUAUUUGCAAACAAAUUCUUCUAGGACAUUAAGCAUGACUUUUUGUGAUUGUACAAUUUAUGUUAUUUUUUUACAUGAGGAAAUUUUCGAUAUAAAAAUAUUGGAUUUAGAUUGUAAGCCGGAAACAAAAGCCGAAUAUUGGGAUAAAAUGGAAGGGCAGCUAAUCGACGAAAAUUGGUAUUUGGGACGAGGAAUGAUUGAUAAUGAAGAACCCUGUAGACUUUAAUUUUUUGGAAACAACUAAUAUAUUUAUUAAAGUAUUUUUAA